Messenger RNA from Lolium rigidum, 732 nucleotides. RefSeq names its product small heat shock protein, chloroplastic-like. The record is from RefSeq and is a predicted model, not a curated record. Lineage: Eukaryota; Viridiplantae; Streptophyta; Magnoliopsida; Poales; Poaceae. Gene Ontology annotation, biological process: response to heat. The transcript has 2 exons. The coding region runs from base 1 to 732 and encodes 243 amino acids.
AUGGCUGCAGCGAACGCCCCCUUCGCUCUCGUCAGCCGCCUCUCCUCCCCGGCCGCGCGCCUGCCGAUCCGCGCCUGGAGAGCCGCCAAGCCGGCGCCGCUCGGGGCCGGGAGAACCCGCCCGCUCUCCGUGGCUGCCGCGUCGCAGGAGAACAGGGACAACUCUGUCGACGUCCAAGUCAGCCAGAACGGCGGCAACAACCAGCAGGGCAACGCCGUCCAGCGCCGCCCGCGCCGCGCCGGGUUUGACGUCUCCCCGUUCGGGCUGGUGGACCCGAUGUCGCCGAUGCGAACCAUGAGGCAGAUGCUGGACACGAUGGACCGCCUGUUCGACGACACGGUGGGGUUCCCCACGGCACGGCGCUCGCCGGCGGCGGCGAGCGAGGGGCCGCGGAUGCCGUGGGACAUCGUGGAGGACGAGAAGGAGGUGAAGAUGCGGUUCGACAUGCCCGGGCUGUCGCGGGAGGAGGUGAAGGUGAUGGUGGAGGACGACACGCUCGUCAUCCGCGGCGAGCACAAGAAGGAAACUAGUGAAGGCCAAGGGGAGGGCGCGGAAGGACAGGGUGAUGGGUGGUGGAAGGAGCGCAGCGUCAGCUCCUACGACAUGCGUCUGGCGCUCCCGGAUGAGUGUGACAAGAGCCAGGUGCGCGCCGAGCUCAAGAACGGCGUGCUCCUCGUCAGCGUGCCCAAGACAGAGACCGAGCGCAAGGUCAUCGACGUGCAGGUCCAGUGA